This is a messenger RNA of Ziziphus jujuba (common jujube), 1486 nucleotides long. RefSeq names its product 3-hydroxyisobutyryl-CoA hydrolase-like protein 3, mitochondrial. The record is from RefSeq and is a predicted model, not a curated record. Bases 37 to 1326 code for a protein of 429 amino acids. The transcript is spliced from 10 exons. Gene Ontology annotation, molecular function: 3-hydroxyisobutyryl-CoA hydrolase activity. Gene Ontology annotation, biological process: L-valine catabolic process. Lineage: Eukaryota; Viridiplantae; Streptophyta; Magnoliopsida; Rosales; Rhamnaceae. Gene Ontology annotation, cellular component: cytosol.
ACUGUACUUUCAGGGAAAAUAGAACGGUGAAAAAGCAUGCGAAGCUCGUUCGGAUUUGCACAGAUUCUUACCAAAUCGACCUCGCUCUUCUUCAGUCCAUUCACUCAGUCUCAGAGAAUUAACUUGCAGAAUUUCUCUAUCUGCAAAACCUUCAAAUCCUCUAGCUCGCUCCGUUCCUUUGCGAUUAUGGCCAGCGCUGAUGAGUUCGUCAAGGGAAUCGUCCACCCGAACGGUGUCGCCGUAAUUACACUCGAUCGUCCCAAAGCUCUUAACGCAAUGAACCUAGAUAUGGAUAUUAAAUAUAAAAGCUAUCUUGAUGAAUGGGAAUCAGAUCCAAAUGUGAAGUGUGUUCUGAUUGAUAGCAGCUCAGCUCGCGCCUUUUGUGCAGGAAUGGAUAUUAAAGGGGUUGUCGCUGAAAUUCAGAAGGACAAAAACACACCUCUUGUUCAGAAGGUGUUCACUGCAGAAUAUUCUCUGAUAUGUAAAAUCUCCGAGUACAAGAAGCCUUACAUAAGUUUCAUGGAUGGCAUAACAAUGGGCUUUGGAAUUGGCUUAUCAGGUCAUGGUCGCUAUCGGAUAAUAACCGAGAGGACUGUUCUUGCUAUGCCAGAAAAUGGAAUUGGUUUAUUCCCAGAUGUUGGGUUUGCAUAUAUAGCAGCAAAAAGUCCAGGAGGUGGCUCUGUUGGUGCUUAUCUUGGAUUGACUGGAAAAAGGAUUUCUACACCUUCGGAUGCACUAUUUGUAGGCCUUGGAACACAUUUCGUGCCAUCUGGAAGCUUGGGUUCACUAAAGGGAGCUCUUUUGUCAACAACCUUUUCCCAGGACCCACAUGAGGAUGUUAAAGCACUUCUGGGGAAAUUCAGUGGCAACCCCGAGUCUGAGGCCCAGCUAAGGUUGCUUUUACCUCAAAUAAGUUCGUCAUUUGGUGCAAAUAAGUCGGUUAUUCAGACAAUUGAGGAACUGAAAAAGCAACAGCAGAGUUCAGAUGCUACUGUCGUUGAAUGGGCUAAUGAAGCUCUUCAAGGCAUUGGAAAAGGUUCUCCUUUUUCACUUUGUUUGACACAAAACUAUUUCUCCAAAGUUGCCUCUGCACAUGGAAGAAGUGACAAUGCAUUAUCCACGCUAACCGGUGUGAUGAAAACUGAAUAUCGCAUUGCUUUGAGGUCUUCUCUGAGGAACGAUUUUGCUGAAGGUGUACGGGCAGUUUUGGUGGAUAAGGAUCAGAGUCCCAAGUGGAACCCGUCUAGAUUGGAGGAAGUCGAAAAUAAGGACGUCGAAGCUGUCUUUGGACCACUGGAUCCAAAUGUUGACGAGUUGCGUGUGUAGCCUAUUCUUACGUUUUCUUUUAGCAAAUAGACAAGUCAUUUUACCAAAACAGAAAAGAAGAGGAAGCAAUAAUAGACAAGUCGGUAGAUAACAUUGGAUUAUAUUCACAAUUGUGUGCCAAUAAGUUAACACCAUAUUAUCAAAUAGUCAUUUUCCUUGA